Caenorhabditis elegans is the source of this 963-nucleotide messenger RNA. RefSeq names its product Sperm-Specific family, class Q (gene ssq-1). The record is from RefSeq and is marked reviewed. Lineage: Eukaryota; Metazoa; Nematoda; Chromadorea; Rhabditida; Rhabditidae. The transcript has 3 exons. The coding region runs from base 40 to 912 and encodes 290 amino acids.
AAUCAUAUUCGAACUUUUCUUCGAACCGUGAGAUCAGCCAUGACAUCUGCCUAUUUCGGAGUUGCCGGCGGGAGUAAUACUGGUGCACAAUCGGCUUACUUUGGAGUUGGAGGAGGACCAGCAGGAGGAGGCGGUGGAGCCUCGAAGGUUGGAGGUGCCGGUGCACCACCCCCAGGAACAUCAGUGUACAUGGGAGCUGGAGCCGGAGGAGGUGGCGGUGGCGGAGCCCAGUCAGCUUACUUCGCUGUUGGAGGAGCACCAGUCGGAGGUGCCCCAGCUGCCGUUCCUAUGGGAGCCCCACCACCAGCUGGUGGAGGUGCCUCGACAAUGACUGCUCUUGGCGGAGCACCAUCUGGCGCAUCUACUAUGACAGCUGUCGGAGGAGCCCCGAGAGGAGCUUCCACGAUGACUGCCGUCGGAGGAGCUCCAACUGGUGCUUCCACCAUGACCGCUGUGGGAGGAGCUCCGCGAGGAGCUUCAACCAUGACCGCUGUCGGUGGGGCGCCAACUGGAGCUUCUACGAUGACAGCUGUUGGAGGAGCCCCAGGUGAAGCUUCCACCAUGACCGCUGUUGGCGGAGCCCCACGUGGAGCAUCUACAAUGACUGCUGUUGGAGCCCCAGGCGGUGGAGCUUCUGCUCUUGGAGCCGCGCCACCAGCCGGAUCAAUGAGCGGAGGAGGCGGUGGUGGUGGAGCCACUUCUGGAUACUUCGGAGUCGGACAAGGCGUUAUGGGAGGUGGUGGAGCUGUUGGACAAUCUGCCUACUUCGGAGUUGGAGGAGGUGCUGCUGGAGGUGCCAAGUCUGGAGGCGGUGGUGGAGGUGGAAUUCCCGGACAAUCUAUGUACAUGGGAGCCGGAGGUGGCGGCGGAGCUGGAGGUGGUGCCACAUCUGCAUACUUUGCACCCAAGUAAGAAGGAGAGAAUUUGUUGAACUUUUAUAGUCAAUAAACAGUAAAAAAUACG